AUGCAUCUCAUUCCCGAAAUUGUGGAAGAAAGAAACAAGCUCCCCGGUGGUGCGCGGCGUCCGCCUGGUGAGGCAGGUGAGGUAGGAGGCCAAUCUCAGCAGGGGAUCCUCGCCGCCGCAGGUGGGAGAGAGGAUGGUGUGGAGAUGUUUGCCAGUUUGCUGAGUGUCAGGCAAAUCCUCCUCUCUGAAUCCCAUGUGGACCCGGCUCUUGCGGCAGAUGUUGCAGGGGUCGAAGAAGUGAGUCUCGAAGUCGGAUGCGUCGGUCAGGAAGGCCUGGAGGGGGGAGUUGGAGGAGACGUCACAGCCGUACGGACAAUCUUGCCAGCCACCAUUGAGUUGAUCCCGAGAACACUGCGACUUUAG
Babesia ovata is the source of this 363-nucleotide messenger RNA. RefSeq names its product non-ribosomal peptide synthetase, putative. The transcript has a single exon. The coding region runs from base 1 to 363 and encodes 120 amino acids. NCBI's taxonomy places the organism in Eukaryota, Apicomplexa, Aconoidasida, Piroplasmida, Babesiidae. The record is from RefSeq and is a predicted model, not a curated record.